Molecule: messenger RNA, 846 nt
Organism: Leptopilina heterotoma
Lineage: Eukaryota; Metazoa; Arthropoda; Insecta; Hymenoptera; Figitidae
Gene: Tim10
Product: mitochondrial import inner membrane translocase subunit Tim10
Exons: 2
Coding region: 349-642 (97 amino acids)
Biological process (GO): protein insertion into mitochondrial inner membrane
Cellular component (GO): mitochondrial inner membrane
Source: RefSeq, a predicted model, not a curated record
CGACGGAAUUAGACGGAAAUUAUAGAAGAAGGCGGCGUGUGAAUUUUUUUAGAAAAGAAAAGUUCUUUAAUCUUCUCAAUGAAUAGUCCGAUAAUUAGAAGUAUUAAAAAUUUAUCAAUUCAUACGAAAAUAUUCAUUGGUUGGUAGGGCUUUCGUCGUUUCCGGAGGAUUGUAUGCUUUUACUGCAUCAAGAAAUUACAUAGUAGGACGAAGACAUGAGAGUAUGAAAACACGAGAACGUAUGCAAAGGGAUUUAAGUGAUUUAGAACCGAUUGAGCGUACACCAAAGAGUUUUUGGUGGUGAAUCAAAAAAACAAUAAGAGAAAGAAUUUAUUAAAAAGAAGAAAAAUGGCAGCACUACCUCAACUAGACGAAGAAAAAUUCAAAUUGGUCCAAGAUUUGGAAAUUGAAAUGAUGUCCGAUAUGUAUAAUCGAAUGACAUCAGCGUGUCACAAGAAAUGUAUUCCACCAAAAUAUCGUGAACCGGAACUUGGAAAAGGUGAAUCAAUAUGUCUUGAUCGAUGCAUUGCUAAAUAUUUUGAAGUACAUGAUAAAAUUGGCAAAAAAUUAACACAAAUCACAAUGCAAGAUGAAACUGCAUUGAAGAAUAAUGUUGCUGAACAAACUAAAUUAGCAAAUUAACUUUAUUUUCGUUGUAUUAUUAUUUCUUUUUUUGCAAAAUUCGUAACAAAAUUUGAAGUCGUGCAUUUAGAGUUUUAGUAAUUUUUCACCAUAAAUGAUAAAUUAGUUUAAUUUCAUUUUAUUGACCUCAGAUUUCUAUAAAUCCCAACGACGUUGUUACAUACUGUAAUUAUGUGUUGUUAAUAAAAAGGAUUUAAAGCGAAA